UUGGCUGAAAUGUGAUUCAAUUAGUCUGAUUAAUUCAGAUUUCAACCCGAGUAGAAACGAAAGAAAGUAACCCUAUCAUUAUCAAUGUUUCUAUUAUUUAAAAUUGAAGGUUCAAGAUUUCUCAGUCUCAAAAGUACAAUGAAUUUUUACCUCAACCAAUAUUUGAUUAUAUGAAAACGGUGUGAUAAACAUUUUGAACGAUGAUUAAUAUUAAUAAUUCAACCUUCAGGAUUUCCAUAAAUGCUGGCAAUAAAGAAACUUGAACCUUCUAGAAGAACAAAUAAACAAGUGAAAAUGAAAUCACUUGAAAGUAAAGGGAAAAUCACCUCUCAAAUCAUAUUGUUUUGAUUUAAUGCAACAUCUUUAUCCAAACAGAAUUGAUUGGAAUUUCUUACUCAACCGAAUCUAAUGACAAUUAAUUAACAAGCUCAAUAAAGGUCGAUUUAUUGAAAUAAAUUUGCAUCUCAAAUCAUUUCAUUAUAACUUUCUUACUCAUUCUAUCAACUUGUGCACUUUGAUUUAAAGACAAAACCAUCUCCAAAUUAGACCUGAGGUCUCAUAAAAUAAGCUUCAUUUAUAACUAGCAGUGUUUCAAAUUGUUUCAAAUCAGUUCAAUAAUUUACUCAGUCAAAGUAACUUCUCUGUUACAAUUAAUAAUUUGCAACAUUGAAGCUUUUGGAUAUAAAGUUACUCCGAGUUUAAAUCUUAAGCUGAGUGUAUUUCUUACAACAGUUGCUCGCUGAAUCAUUUGUCAACCAUCUUGCUGUAACCGUUUCUUUGUUUGCCUUUUGUCUUUAAAAUAUUCUUGUUCUAUUUUCUGUCCAUGUUAAUCAUGAUUAGAUUUUGUUUAAUUACAAUUUUUAUAUUCGGAUUUUCACUGUGUGAUGAUUCCUUGAAGGCUAAAAAAUUGAAGAUGAACUGUCAUCUCAAACGGAUUGAGGAUUGUUUCGGUGUAUUUGAUAAAUAUUCAAAUGGAUCAGUGUCUUCAUCGGAUUUACUCAGUACUUCAAGAGGAUUGGAUGAUGUUUGCAUCAAUUCAAAAGAUGUCAUGAGAUGUUUAAGGGAUCAUGUCCAAAAAUGUGGUACACCAUUACAGAGGGAACUUGCUGAUUAUAUCGUAGACGAGUUUACUCAUUCAAUUGAUAGAUUCUGCAAACCAGGACAGAUGCGAGAAGAUUUCCUCAAACAUUCACCUUGCAUUGUGGAAAAGGUUUUGUCAACCAAGGAAUAUAAAGAGUCUUGUAACAAUCCAUUCUUAGCUUCGGUAGACGGAACUAAUCAGAUAGAAACAAUGGAUGAUCGAUUACAAUCAGCUUGCUGUUCCUAUAAUCGCUGGCACGACUGUCUCUAUGCAAAAAUAACAACUCAUUGUCAGGAAGAUGGCAAAAAAUCUAUGGUUGAUUUCAUUGACAAAACUUUUGGUAAAUUACCUGAUAUGAUUUGUCCAGCAAGUGAAUUUAACUUCAAGGGUCCAUCAUGUAAACCAUUUUUGAAGGAAAACGGAUCAAAUCAAUUAGACUCAUCAACUAAUCCAAUCACACGAUACAUGAUUGCUCAUUUAAGUUUCCUAUUUCACCAUUAGUUAAAACUCUCAAAUCAUUCCUUCGUUGAUAAUCAAUGUACACAAUAUUACAAAUUCAUAUAAUAAGAUGGUAAAUCUCUUGGAAACUUGGUUAUUUUUAAUUUUUUACAAUUUUAAAUUCAUUCAAUGAACUUAAUCGAUUUCUUAAAUGUCUUGUUAAUAAAGUAUACUUCAAUUUA
Messenger RNA from Tetranychus urticae (two-spotted spider mite), 1761 nucleotides. RefSeq lists its product as uncharacterized. The record is from RefSeq and is a predicted model, not a curated record. Lineage: Eukaryota; Metazoa; Arthropoda; Arachnida; Trombidiformes; Tetranychidae.